This is a messenger RNA of Lottia gigantea (owl limpet), 1596 nucleotides long. RefSeq lists its product as hypothetical. NCBI's taxonomy places the organism in Eukaryota, Metazoa, Mollusca, Gastropoda, Lottiidae. The record is from RefSeq and is a predicted model, not a curated record. The transcript has 2 exons. The annotation marks the transcript as partial.
CUGGUAGUAGUAGAUGUUAUAGUAUUGGUAGUAGUAGAUGCUAUAGUAUUGGUAGUAGCAGAUGUUAUAGUAUUGGUAGUAGUAGAUGUUAUAGUAUUGGUAGUAGUAGAUAUUAUAGUAUUGGUAGUAGUAGAUGUUAUAGUAUUGGUAGUAGUAGAUGUUAUAGUAUUGGUAGUAGUAGAUGUUAUAGUAUUGGUAGUAGUAGAUGUUAUAGUAUUGGUAGUAGUAGAUGUUAUAGUAUUGGUAGUAGUAGAUGUUAUAAUAUUGGUAGUAGUAGAUGUUAUAAUAUUGGUAGUAGUAGAUGUUAUAAUAUUGGUAGUAGUAGAUGUUAUAAUACUGGUAGUAGUAGAUGUUAUAGUACUGGUAGUAGUAGAUGUUAUAGUACUGGUAGUAGUAGAUGUUAUGGUACUGGUAGUAGUAGAUGUUAUGGUACUGGUAGUAGUAGAUGUUAUAGUACUGGUUGUAGUAGAUGUUAUAAUAUUGGUAGUAGUAGAUGUUAUAAUCUAUUACAAACUACAUCUUCAUAAUGUCAAGCUAUUACAAACUUCAUCUUCACAAAAUCACGCUAUUACAAACUACAUCUUCAUAAUAUCAAGCUAUUACAAACUUCAUCUUCACAAAAUCAAGCUAUUACGAACUUCAUCUUCACAAUGUCAAGCUAUUACAAACUUCAUCUUCACAAUGUCAAGCUAUUACAAACUUCAUCUACACAAUGUCAAGCUAUUACAAACUUCAUCUUCACUAUGUCAAGCUAUUACAAACUUCAUCUUCACUAUGUCAAGCUAUUACAAACUUCAUCUACACAAUGUCAAGCUAUUACAAACUUCAUCUUCACUAUGUCAAGCUAUUACAAAUUUCAUCUUCACAAUGUCAAGCUGUUACGAACUUCAUCUUCACAUAUCAAGCUAUUACAAACUACAUCUUCACAAUGUCAAGCUAUUACAAACUACAUCUUCACAAUAUCAAGCUAUUACAAACUACAUCUUCACAAUAUCAAGCUAUUACAAACUACAUCUUCACAAUGUCAAGCUAUUACAAACUUCAUCUACACAAUAUCAAGCUAUUACAAACUUCCUCUUCACAAUAUCAAGCUAUUACGAACUUCAUCUUCACAAUGUCGAGUUAUUACAAACUUCAUCUUCACAAUGUCAAGCUAUUACCAUCUUCACAAUGUCAAGUUAUUACCAUCUUCACAAUGUCAAGUUAUUACCACCUUCACAAUGUCAAGCUAUUACCAUCUUCACAAUGUCAAGCUAUUACAAUCUUCACAAUGUUAAGCUAUUACCAUCUUCCCAAUCAAUGUCAAGCUAUUACCAUCUUCACAAUCAAUGUCAAGCUAUUACCAUCUUCCCAAUCAAUGUCAAGCUAUUACCAUCUUCACAAUGUCAAGCUAUUACAAUCUUCACAAUGUCAAGCUAUUACCAUCUUCACAAUGUCAAGCUAUUACCAUCUUCACAAUGUCAAGCUAUUACCAUCUUCACAAUGUCAAUCUAUUACCAUCUUCUCAAUGUCAAGCUAUUACCAUCUUCACAAUGUCAAGCUAUUACCAUCUUCACAAUGUCAAGCUAUUACCAUCUUCACAAUGUCAAGCUAUAA